Saprolegnia parasitica CBS 223.65 is the source of this 1296-nucleotide messenger RNA. RefSeq lists its product as hypothetical. The coding region runs from base 1 to 1218 and encodes 405 amino acids. The transcript has 3 exons. Lineage: Eukaryota; Oomycota; Saprolegniomycetes; Saprolegniales; Saprolegniaceae. The record is from RefSeq and is a predicted model, not a curated record.
AUGGACCCUGCGCAGCUCGAGCGGCUCCUUCACGACGACGUCGACGACGCCUCGCUCGAGAUGCUCCGCAACAUGAUGCUCAUGACCACGACGCCCGCGCCGGCGACGACAGGCUCGAGCGACAGCAGCUCGCCGUCGCCUGCGGCCGCCAAGCCCAAGCCCAAGCGCACGCGCAAGCGCGAGUCGCACGAGCUCGCCUACUUGCGCGACAAGGUCGUCGACUACACGUCCCAGCUCGAGGCGCUGCAGCGGCGGAAGGACCGCGCGGCCGAGGAGGCGUCGCCGUGGGAGACAGUGUCGCGGCGCCAAGCGUCCGAGCGCUACGUCGUGGAGCAGGAGAACGCCAAGCUCAAGCAAGCGCUCGAGCACCAGCGCGACAUUGCGCAGACGCUCCUCGAGAUUGUGACGAAGCGACCACGCCUCAUGGAGAUGCCGCACGUCGCCGACACCAAGAUCCACCGGCUCGUCGCUGAACCCGCGACCGAGCGGCGUGCGACCGCCAACGCCAUUGUGCAAGCCGACUACGCGCGGCUCGAGAGCAUCUUCCUCACGCGCAAGCUCCAUGAGACGACUGAGAUGGUCCAGAACACGUCGAUUGCGUACGACGAGACUGUGGGCACGAUACGCAUGGACUGCACCAUGUGCGAGACGCACAAUGUGGGCUACAAGCGCUGCGCCGAGGCAAUCUGGCAGCUCUACAACAAUCUGGUACCAAUCGAAGUCAAAGACACGUAUUUCACGAUGCUCGAGGACUGGGACGCCGACACGUCGUAUGGCCGCCUGGUCAUGACGACCCGGGGCACCGAAGUCCAGUGCUUGAUUGUUCAGAAGCGCUUUAUCGAGUCGAAUCGCAUUGUGAUUUGCUCGAGCACGAUCGCCGAAGACGAGAAGUACCCGUACCACACCGACGCCUAUAUCUUGCACGAAAGCACAUGGCUCGCGAUUGAAAAGAUGGACGAGAACACGGCCCGCGUGAAAUUUUGCAGCCGGGGCGCCGUGCCCUGCGCUGAGAAGGCGAGGCACCCGACGCUCUUCGAGUCGACCAAGGCCACGUCCACCGACAAGCAGCUCCUCCCGCACUACGUGGCGCUCGCAGAGUUUAUGCUGUCGUGCUACCAAGCGCACUUCGACGCGAUCAAGCAAGCGCUCGAGACCAUGCUCCAGCCAUACCUGGCGGAAAACGCGCGUCCAACGCCCAACGACGUUUUUGAAAUUUAAAAAACACUCGAAAAGAUACUUUUCCCAAGUUGAAGUCGGAUCGUUUUGGCGGGAAGAUAAGCGGACGUAAUAAAUUGC